Messenger RNA from Drepanopeziza brunnea f. sp. 'multigermtubi' MB_m1, 594 nucleotides. RefSeq lists its product as uncharacterized. Gene Ontology annotation, molecular function: N-acetyltransferase activity. Gene Ontology annotation, biological process: protein acetylation. NCBI's taxonomy places the organism in Eukaryota, Fungi, Ascomycota, Leotiomycetes, Helotiales, Drepanopezizaceae. The record is from RefSeq and is a predicted model, not a curated record.
AUGUCUGACGCCUCUAAAAAAGAAGAUGAUGAAGGAAAGGCUCAAAUCCGGCACGCACGCCGCGAAGACGUCCCAAUCAUCCUGCAACUAAUCCAAGAGCUCGCCGCCUACGAGAAAGAAUCCGACGCAGUCGAAGCCACCCCAGCUCUCCUCCUCCAAACCAUAGCCUUCGCGCCCCCUCCCCUUCUACCCACCGUGGCCUCCACCUCGUCCAGCCCUCCAGAUGCCACCAUCUCCGCCGCCCGCCCCGCGCGCUGCCUCCUGCUCUUCGCGCCCGACGGUACUCCCGCGGGCAUGGCGUUGUACUUCUACAACUACUCGACGUGGAAGGCGAGGCCGGGCAUCUACCUCGAGGACCUGUUUGUGCGAGAGGAGCACCGCGGCAGGGGCUACGGGCAGCGGCUGCUGGCGGAGCUGGCGAGGGAGGUGGUGGGUAUGGACGGGGGCCGGCUGGAGUGGUGCGUGCUGAAGUGGAAUGCACCCAGCAUUGGCUUCUACGAGAGUGGGCGUGUUGGGGCGCGAGCGAUGAGCGAGUGGCAGACGAUGCGCGUCGAUGGGGAGGCGUUGAUGAGGUUGGCUGAGAGGGCCGGGUGA